AUGAAGUUGUCUACUAUUUUUGCCGGCGCAACCCUCCUUGCCGGUAUUACUAUGGCCGAACUGGACCCUAUAGUGAUCAAGGGUAGCAAAUUCUUCUUCAAGAGCAACGAUACCCAAUUCUACAUGCGUGGUGUUGCCUAUCAGCAAGAACUGCCCAGCAGUAGUACUGGCGGCACCUAUUACAAAGACAUUCUGGCCGAUACUACCGCCUGCAAGCGAGAUGUUCCCCUCUUGCAGGAACUCCGGACUAACACUAUCCGUGUCUAUUCGAUCGACCCUGAAGCGGACCAUACUGAGUGCAUGAAGCUCCUUACCGACGCCGGCAUCUAUGUUGUGGUGGAUAUGGCGCAACCCGCGGAGUCGAUCAACCGUAACGACCCAUCGUGGGAUAAUGCCCUAUAUAAACGCUAUACUGAUGUGGUUGAUGAGAUGGCUAAAUACACCAACACUAUUGGGUUCUUUGCUGGGAACGAAGUCUCCAACCAGAAGAACAACACUCUUGCUAGCGCUUUUGUGAAGGCUGCUGUGCGCGAUAUAAAGCGAUAUAUCAAAGCUAAGAACUAUCGCGCCAUGGCUGUUGGGUAUGCCACCAAUGACGACGCUGAAAUUCGUGUGGAUAUGGCCAACUAUUUCAACUGUCAAUCUGAGGAAGAAAGUAUUGAUUUCUGGGGCUACAAUGUGUACUCGUGGUGUGGAGACUCGUCUUAUGAGAAAUCUGGCUACAAAGCUCGCACUGAGGAAUUCGCUAAUUAUUCCGUUCCAGUGUUCUUUGCCGAGUAUGGUUGCAACCUUGUCAAGCCUCGCAAGUUCACUGAUGUGGCUGCUCUCUACGGUGACCAGAUGGCGAAGGUUUGGUCCGGGGGUAUUGUCUAUAUGUACUUCCAGGAAGCCAAUGACUACGGUUUAGUAACCCUUAAGGGUGAUACUGCCAGCAAGCUCCCCGACUUCUUCGGCUAUUCUGAGCAAAUCGCAAGCGUCAAUCCUACAGGUGUCAAGAAAGCCGACUAUUCUCCUUCCAACACAGCUCUUGAAUCUUGCCCUACUAUUGACGGCAACUGGUUUGCCAGAGCUAGUCCACUACCCCCUUCUCCUAACCCCGAUCUUUGCACAUGCAUGGAUGCCUCUUUGGAAUGCGUGGUGAAGGACGAUGUUUCGAAUAAAACCUUUGCCGACCUUUUCAAUACCGUCUGUGGCUAUGGGGUUUGUGAUGGCAUUUCCACUAAUGCAACUUCCGGUGAAUACGGCUCCUACAGCGUGUGUAGUGCGAAGGAGAAAUUGUCCUUUGCUUUCAACAGAUACUAUCAGGAACAAAAGGCCAAGGGCAACGCUGCGUCCGCUUGUGAUUUCGCUGGCGCUGCGAGCACUAAAAUCCCUAAAAGUCCUAGUAGCACCUGCUCUAGCCUGCUCGAUGCCGCAGGCGCUGAAGGGACCCGCACAGUUACUGCUUCUCCGACCGGUGGCUCUGUUCUGAACUCUCCAUCUUCCAGUACUGGUGCCGCCCAUCCUAUGGCAACUGUUAGCAGCGUAAAUAUUGGGCUGUGGCAGCUUGGCGCCUAUGCAGUAACAGCGUUUGUCGCUGGUUUCGCGAUGAUUCUUCUAUAG
Messenger RNA from Aspergillus niger, 1602 nucleotides. RefSeq lists its product as uncharacterized. The transcript is spliced from 5 exons. Gene Ontology annotation, cellular component: cytoplasm; fungal-type cell wall. The record is from RefSeq and is a predicted model, not a curated record. Gene Ontology annotation, molecular function: 1,3-beta-glucanosyltransferase activity. Gene Ontology annotation, biological process: fungal-type cell wall (1->3)-beta-D-glucan biosynthetic process. Bases 1 to 1602 code for a protein of 533 amino acids. NCBI's taxonomy places the organism in Eukaryota, Fungi, Ascomycota, Eurotiomycetes, Eurotiales, Aspergillaceae.